CACGCUCCGCCCUGGCAACGGGGGCGGGGCCGGCGGGGGAUCCGGGGCGGGAUCGAGGGGACACCGGGGGGAAUCGGGGGAGUUCGGGGGGAUCAGGGGGACCAGGCGGAUCGAGGGGGUCCCGCUGUGCCCAGCACAGCCCCGUCCACCCCUGCGCCCACCUCCGCGCCCCGGGCUGCCCCUGCGGCUGGAGUUUCCCGGCUCCGCUCCCGCACCCUCGGGAUUCCCGCGGCACACCUGGUCCCCUGUGCCCCCCCGGUCUCCCCGGUACCCCCUGCGCCCUCCCCUGUCACCCUCCUGCCUCCCGCUCAUCCCGGUGUCCCCGCCCAUCCCGGUGUCCCCGCCCCGGUGUCCCCGCCCCCGCCGCGGCGGACAGGACCGUGCGGGCUGCGGGCUGGCACCGGGCCCGCCCCGCCCAGCACCGGCACCAGCACCGGCUCCGGCUCCGGACCCGGCCCAUGGCGGCUCCGGCAGCGGCCGCCACCGCAGGCAGCCGGUGAGCCCAGGCCGGAGGGGGUGGUGUGGCCGGUGGCACUGCCGGUGGCGCAGCGGGACCAUGCAGGCAGAGGCCAGAGGGGAAUUCCGCGGCCGGGACCAGCGCACUGGUGCUGGUGUGGCAGAGCUCGGCAAGGAGCCGCUGGCCCUGGAGCGCCCAGCGGGGACCCCCACCCACGGGCCAGCCCAGGAGACCCCUCGAGUCCCCCCAGAAGAGCAGGGUGGCAUCCCUAUCCCCAGCGCUGGCCUGCUGCAGGUCACUGAGCGUCGACAGCCCCUGAGCAGCGUGUCCUCGCUGGAGGUGCACUUCGACCUGCUGGACCUGACGGAGCUGACGGACAUGUCGGACCAGGAGCUAGCCGAGGUCUUCGCCGACUCCGACGAGGAGAACGCGGCCGGAGAGACUCCUGGCGGGCUGCAGCCGCCGCCGGUGCCGCGGGCCGGGUACCUGCGCUCGCCCUCCUGGACCCGCGCGCGGGAGCAGGGCCGCGACAAGAAGCACCUGAGUGAGCCCGAGCUGCCGUCGGGACCCCCGGGACCCCCGGACGCCUUCCUGCCCGCCGAGCGCCCGCGGGAACCGUAGGGACAGGACCUGCUGGAGGACACCGGGACACGCCGGUGCUGCUCCCGUCGGUACCGAUGGAGCCCGUCCCCGGGCGCAGGACUCCCGUUAGCCCGCCCGGAGGGCAGAGGCGGCCACAGCCCCGCGGGGGGAGGCACUGGGACCGCCCACAGCCGGUCACCCGCGGCCUCGGGGGGGAACCCAUUCGGCCCCGCCG
Messenger RNA from Corapipo altera (White-ruffed manakin), 1274 nucleotides. RefSeq names its product dysbindin domain containing 1 (gene DBNDD1). Gene Ontology annotation, cellular component: cytoplasm. The transcript is spliced from 5 exons. Lineage: Eukaryota; Metazoa; Chordata; Aves; Passeriformes; Pipridae. The coding region runs from base 557 to 1078 and encodes 173 amino acids. Gene Ontology annotation, biological process: negative regulation of protein kinase activity. The record is from RefSeq and is a predicted model, not a curated record.